AUGUCUGAAUACGGUGAUAUCAACCUCGCCCGCCAAAUGAUGGAGGAGUAUAGACAAGGAGGCAAGUACAACAACAAGCCCACAGCCCGUCGCGGUGGUAACUCUGCCUCUCGGUCCGGCCGUUUCUCGUCCGGCCGCGGCAAUCCGUCUCAUCCUUUCACUCCUCGUGAUCCGAGUGCUGCUUUUGGUGUGAACUUCAACCCUCAAUCCCUCGCAUCGGGACCAUCUGAAUUUGGAUCCGCGCCCGGUCGCGGUGGCCCAUCCCAAGGUCGUAUGGCACAGUCCUUGUACAAUGCCUCGUCACCGACAUCAACUACCAACAUGACUGACGCCAAUUAUGACACCGUCUCCAGUUGGCCGAGACUUCAGGGUUUCGGUGCUCCGCCGUCGCCUCCCCCGUAUACCCAUGAAUCUGUUCAGCAUGACGUUAUCAAGCGAUCAGCAUCCGCCGAGUAUGAUGAUUCUGCCAAGAGACCUCGACGCAGAGAGAGUCCCUUUCAGACGCAAGGUGUCACAUCGAACAAAGUGCUGUCUCACAACGUCAGAAGCCAGGAAGGCUGUCUCAAUGGCGGUCUCGGCGCCAGCCGCUUCUCUGAGACAAACCGGCAGCCUCUCACCAAUGCCAAUGUCGAUGUCGUGAAGUACUCACGAGUUCCUUCUCUUGCCUUCCAUCAACUGCAUACUUACCCCCACGAUGCGAACGUAGGAGACCGACUCAUGACUGUUGAGGCAGUCAUGGACGUUCCAAACGAGACCCCUGCCACCACUACUACCGCGAGUGUAACCCUCCUUGACAACAUGAGAGAUGAUCCACUCAUGGCUGAUCACCCCGUGAUGGCAUACACUGGGAACAGGCAGAAGCUCUCUGAGACAAACAGCGAAUCUAGCCAGGACAUCGAGAUGGAUGACGACGGCCGACUUGGUAUCACAGCCAGUCAGAGUCGCCACGGCACCCUAGAAGACACUCGAGGGAAGAAUGCAGGCCCGGCAGCCCCUGCAAAUAAUUUGCGAGGCCCAUCUGACUACCCGGAGCGCUUGCCGUCAUGGACCCCGGCAUACAUUGCCCAGCCGUUGCCUCUUCCAGCUCACAUCGAUCAACUCGGAGGUUACUCUCCUAAGACUAAGGCUAAAGGGGGACUUGGUGGCUCUCGCUGGGCUUAG
This is a messenger RNA of Pseudomassariella vexata, 1161 nucleotides long. RefSeq lists its product as uncharacterized. Lineage: Eukaryota; Fungi; Ascomycota; Sordariomycetes; Amphisphaeriales; Pseudomassariaceae. The record is from RefSeq and is a predicted model, not a curated record. The transcript has 3 exons. Bases 1 to 1161 code for a protein of 386 amino acids.